This is a messenger RNA of Triplophysa rosa, 1740 nucleotides long. RefSeq lists its product as uncharacterized. Gene Ontology annotation, biological process: regulation of transcription by RNA polymerase II. The transcript has 6 exons. Gene Ontology annotation, molecular function: DNA binding; DNA-binding transcription factor activity, RNA polymerase II-specific. Bases 385 to 1155 code for a protein of 256 amino acids. The record is from RefSeq and is a predicted model, not a curated record. Gene Ontology annotation, cellular component: nucleus. NCBI's taxonomy places the organism in Eukaryota, Metazoa, Chordata, Actinopteri, Cypriniformes, Nemacheilidae.
UUUUUUAGCAUGUUAGGGGGUCCCAAAAUACCCUGGCACCUUGAAAAAUAAAAAAUCCUAAGGAAUCCAGUAGGGCGGGCUUCACACCUGCAGUGCAGGCCUCCAGUCACUGUGCUCAAAAUUAAGGUUCAGCCAUGACCUGAAUAUAUGAAGUUAGUGUAUUGCCCUCUCUUCCAGUCAUACUUGUCUAGUCACAACCUCACCCUCAAUGUAAAUCUUUGUCCCUAUAAUUUGAAUAGUAUUUUUUUAUUGUGUUUUUAAAGUUGUUUACUGACUACUGUAUAUUUUAUACUGUAGAUCUCAGUAUAAAAAUCCCUACAUCUAUGGAGAACGACAUAUACAAGUAUAGCCUACUGUAUACACCUUUAUGAACUCAUAAAAGUUAUGCUCAGAGAAGUUCUGUUUCCCUUUCAUUUCCAUACGUGUAGUGUUACCACACAGCACAAGUACUUUGGAGCUGGGUGUGGGAACAAAGGAGUUUCAGCAGAACCAAGGAAUAAAAACAACAAUAUGAAUACCUUUAAUUUUUUCCGCAAAAACAAGACAAAGAUGGCUACAAUCAAAGCCCCAGAGGUUUUUCUCCACCAUCUCAAAGACAACGAUAUUAUUACAAAGGAGGAAUAUGAAAUAGCGCAAUCUGCCGAGAGAAUUGUAUACGAGGCCUUGGAGUUUAUUGAAAAAGGUGGACAUGAGAAGGUUGAUAAGUUCUGGAAAUGUGUGGACAAGGACCAUAUUUUGGCGAAGUAUCCCCAAAUCUCUGAACUGCUUAAAAUUUUAAAAACUUCACAAGUUAAAAAAACUGAUGUUAAAACAAGAAGGUCACAAAACAAUAAUGAGAGAAACCAAGCUGGGCCAUCAUCACAAAGCACAAAUAGCCAGAACACAGCUGAAAGUGUGACGCGCAAGGGACUAGAGGGAAUUUUAGCCUUGAUCAAGUACAAGAAACUGCUGCCUAUAACAUGUGGGGAGAGAAAAGCCUUAUUAAUCAGAAAAGAACUGUCUGGAAAAAAGUCAUGUAUUCGCAGACGGAAAAAGCUCAUGACCCCUGUUGAAUUUGUGAAAUUGUGUGAAAAACAAAAAUGGAAACAAAGUAUAAAAUGCCAUGGAAAAUCCCUCAAUUUUCUUAUUAAGAGGGGCAUUUUGAAGAUGACUUAAUUGCCAGUGUUCUACUCUUCUGGUUAAAUUAGUCAUUAAAUGUGUAAUGUAAAUCUUUAUAAGCAAGGCAUUUGAUCAGAAAUGACUAAUAACUAUAACCGAAAAACAAAGUUAAUGGGUCACAUAAUUAACAACAACAUUAAUAAAAUUACAAAACACAAACCCUGCAUAGAGAAUAAUUUUACAUGCAGCCAGGAAUCUAACCAAAUGUAACACUGAAUAUGAGGUUAUCUGAAUAUAUGAAUGUAAGUGCAUUGUUUUUUUUCUGUUAUAUUUCCUAUACAGUAAAAACUGAUUUGUUGUUUCAACUUAAAAAUUAUGUUCCCUAGCUGCCUUAAAAUUUUGAAUUAAUUCAUCUUAAAAAUAUUAGUUAUUAGAUGAAUUUGAUGCAAACGUGUUAGUUAGAUUAACAAAUAUUUUUAAGUUGAAUUAACUCAGAAUUUUAAGGCAGUCGGGUAACUUAAUUUUUUUUAGUUGAAACAGCAAAUAAUUGUUACAGUGAUACUUGUGUGAACAAAUAUGAAAUAAAAUAACUGCCCUAAAGACUUUUCACCAUGCCACUCAUUGCUACAUCUUUAUUAAAAA